Molecule: messenger RNA, 800 nt
Organism: Drosophila mauritiana
Lineage: Eukaryota; Metazoa; Arthropoda; Insecta; Diptera; Drosophilidae
Product: ectin
Exons: 4
Coding region: 57-755 (232 amino acids)
Source: RefSeq, a predicted model, not a curated record
CAGUUUUGAAAAUGCUGUCAAAAUACAGUGUGCAAUAAGCACAAUAAACGUAAUACAUGCUGCUUUUUCUGCUUCUUCUUGCUUUUAGGCCUUGCUUGGGAUACAAUGUCAUUAGGAGCGAAAUGUACGAGGCCCACAAUAGCCACCGUAGGACUUGGUUAGUUCCGGAGCUCAUCGAAUCGGAUGAUCUCUCCAAGGACGCUGAAGAGUAUGCAAUUCAUCUGUCUACCUUAAAUAUUCCGGAUCAAAUAUUAUACGAGACAGCUGUAGAUAGAAACCUUCGAGUGGAUCACCUGGACUAUCCCUUAUCGGAGCCGGAUAAUGAAUUCUAUACGGAGAAUAUUUGUGAAUUUAUAAGAAACGAGUGUAUUUACUACUGGGCUACUGAGGGGGCGAAAUCCUAUGCCAUAGAAAAGGAGCGCAGGACAGAGGUCGAACAAUCAUUGGCUGACAAAUUCUCGGCCAUCACGUGGAAAUCGACGAGAGAAAUGGGUGUUGGAUGGGCACCAAAAGAUCGCUCAAAAAGGGGCGGACGAAAGAUAUUGGUAGUGAGGUACAACCCAGCAGGAAAUCAGCCCGGAGAGUUCGAAAAAAAUAUAGAAGAGCCCAAAUUCUUAGAAUACUUCGAAAUGCCAACAAGAGAAGACCCCGAUAGAUGGCGCAAUGGUUCGGCUAGAUUACGUUAUGGCUUAGUAGAUGUGCAAAUUUGUAUUUACUUAUUCCUCCUAAUCAUUCCCUUUAUAAGAAAAGCAUAAAGAUCUUAUAAAGGUUUGCAUGUAAAAAUCAUAAUUGAGUAAAAA